This is a messenger RNA of Populus euphratica (Euphrates poplar), 1256 nucleotides long. Its product is annotated as RING-H2 finger protein ATL79-like. Gene Ontology annotation, biological process: protein ubiquitination. Lineage: Eukaryota; Viridiplantae; Streptophyta; Magnoliopsida; Malpighiales; Salicaceae. The transcript has a single exon. The record is from RefSeq and is a predicted model, not a curated record. Gene Ontology annotation, molecular function: transferase activity. Bases 196 to 861 code for a protein of 221 amino acids.
UUAAAAAAUAAAAAAACCUCGAGUGCUGGAAUGCAUUUCUUGAUGCCUAUAAAAUCAUCUCGGUCUUUACUUCCACGCAAUCUCUCCCUUCUUCUUUCCUUGUGGAGCUGAUAAAUCCAUCUCAAGGCUCAAGCAUAACUGGCAAGAACUCAAAAUCCCAAGUUACAAAAUACGCAAGAAAAUUUAAGUUCCAAAAUGAGACCAGCACCACUAGAAGCAGAAGCAGCGGCGGCGGCAGCAGAAGCAGCGAACAUCAGUCAUCUAUCUCCACCACCACUCCAUUCUAGAGCUCCAUCAUGUGAUCCUCAAGUUCAUAGCUGCAAAUGGUGGCCUUACUCAAACUCAAAUGAUUUUGGAGCCAACACAGCUAUGAUCCUCAUCAUUCUCCUCUGUGCGCUCAUUUGUGCUUUGGUUCUCAACACAACUAUUCGAUGGUUCUUGCGAAGCAAUAACAACAACUCAUCAGACCGCCUUGGCGAACUUGAGGAGCAGAGGAAACCCAAAGAUGAGGCAGACAUGGAAACGCUAGUGCUGGCUACGACACAGGUGUAUUCUGCUGGAAUGAAGCUUGGUGGGGUGGAGGCAGAUUGCGCUAUUUGCUUGUCAGAAUUCGUGGAGGGUGAGGGGAUUCGGGUGUUAGGGAGAUGUGACCAUGGAUUCCAUGUCCUUUGUAUAGAAAAAUGGUUGUCUUCUCAUUCUUCCUGUCCUACUUGCCGCCGUAGUUGUCUUGCUUCCUCCUCCACUUCACCAGAACCUGACAAUUGUGGCGCAGGAAAUGGCCACGAUAGCAACUCUUCUCAAUCAGCAGAACCUGAAAGAGCUGCAGACAAUCUGAACACUAAUGGAAACAUACCCGUGUAGCUGGUUCUUACAAAGGACAGAUUUUUGGUUUUGUUUUCUUCUUCUGAUUCUGUAAUCUUCAGCUGCAUAUUUCUGCAUUUAAUCUCCUUCCCUUUCACAUUCCAAUCCCACCCAUUUGAUUUAGAAACCUCUGAAACAUUACAAUCUCUCAGUAAGAAUUACAAAGGCCAUGAUCAUGUAAGAUAGCUCUUAAAGAAAAUUCCAGUAAAUGGGAUUUCCUUCGUUUAUGGUAAGGACACCAAACAUGAAUCUUAUGUAGAACCAAAGCUAACAUAGCUCAACUGAUGUGCAUAUCCUUCUCCCCUUUAAAGGCCUCAAAUUCGAACCCAUGUCAAUACAGAGUAGUUGAGAUACUUAUUAUCCAAUAAAACUUGUAUGAUGUUGAGUUCUUCAAA